AUGGUUACGCACGGAUUCCAGGUCACAGCAGCAGUGCUUGCAGUUGUGGUCAAGUUGGGAACUUCGGAACCAGCGGAGUUGACGAUUUCGUCCCGAUCCGGAUUGAAACCAUGGGUGGAUGUUGACACACCCAAGUCCGUGUACAACCUCACGUCAUCUCGAGGAGAUACGUGGACAUUGGUCAUGAGUGACGAGUUCAACGUUCCUGGACGCAAUUUUGCACCUGGAAGAGAUCACAUGUGGACGGCAGUAGAGAUGCCUGACGGCGUGAACGCAGCUUUGGAAUACUACAGCAUCAACAUGACGAGCACCUUGACCGAGCCUGACGGUCGAGGUGUUUUCCAGAUCAAGAUCAUGGAAGACGAGAAUAUCACGUACACCGUGUGGAACAACUACGCCGAGCCAGCAGGUUUCGAGACGCACAACAUGUACUAUCGGGCUGGGAUGAUCCAAUCGUGGAACAAAUUCUGCUUUCAAGGAGGGCGGAUGGAAGUCGUUGCACAAUUGCCAGCAACCGUAAGCUCGAGUAACCCAGACAUGAAGAACAUCAACAACCGCGUGGAAUCGACGGAGUUCUACCCGACGUGGCCCGGUAUUUGGUUAUUGGGAAACUUGGGCAGAGCACUCUUUUCGCAAUCCACAAGUCGCAUGUGGCCCUGGAGCUACAACGAAUGUGACAAGACGUUAAAAACUAGCCAGAGAAUCAAUGCCUGUGACGGACGUCCUGGGCACGGUCUCAAUCCGUAUCAAGGAAGAGGAGCUCCGGAAAUCGACUUGCUUGAAGGAGCUGGCAACAUAAUCUCCACAAGUAUUCAACUGGCACCUGGCAUGCCGAAUGACUUUCGAAUCAUACCGCCGACAAAUGAUGCCGAUCAGUCCUGUGUGUACACUGCAACUUGCAAAACUAUGGGCGCGAACUUCCCUGGCAUUCCAACCAAAACAUACGCCGCUAGAAAGCACAACACUUGGUACCAAGGACUUCGAUAUGCUCCAAAUACACUCUGCACACCGAUGGGCAGCCUGAAGCAAGAUGCGGACACGGUGAUCAAAAACAUGAAGAAAGGCUACACGAGCAACAUGUGCACUGAAGUCAACAUGUGCCCAGCUUCCGGUGAUGGAUAUUCCAGUCUCGAACUCAUCGAUGGCAACGGAACAAGGCACUGGGGGAUCAACGACGUCGGAGGAUGCAUGCCACUCGUCAAUGGAUACACAGGAGCUUUCUUGUGUGAUCCAGACAGUUCAAAUUCCAAAUGCUUGGCACCAUUAGCAGCAGGAAAACCUGGCGGCAACGUCAUGGAGCCUUUCGAGUACCAAAUGGACGCCAUUUCGGCCAACUGGCCUGUACAAACUGCUGCGUACACAAGUUACUUGAAGUAUCAGGUUGAGUGGGUGAUGGGGUCCGAUGGAUAUGUGCGCUGGAUGCUCGAAGACGUUGUAAUGUUUGAGAUCCCGGCCGAUGCUGUCGAAAAUGUACCACAAGAUGCCGCAAAGUCCAACCCCAAGAAGAUCAUGCUGGAAGAGCCCAUGUACGUGAUCUUCAACGUCGCGCUUUCGACGAGCUGGGGUACCACACCGCCGAACCCGGGAUUACCUUGCCGUGGUGAUGGCUCUGACGCACAGACCAAUGCCAUUUGUGACGGGUUCCCCAUGUACAUGAAGAUUGACUACAUCCGCAUCUACCAAGAUUUAUCGCCCAGCUCCACCAUGGCUAUCGGCUGUGAUCCUUCCACACAUCCAACGAAACAAUGGAUCGAAGACCACAUUGACGAGUACGAGACGGAAGAGAACAAGGUGAUCGAAGUCCACGGUGGAGCCAACUGCAAACAUGAACGCGACUGCACUGUAAGCACUUCCCACGUCUUGACCGGCACGUGUGACCGCAAUGACCGAUGCAUUUGUCCGUCAAAUGCCUGGGGUGGCCCUCGUUGCACAACAGCACUCACUGAUACAUCGAACGGUGUUGGCUUCGGACCGCCUGUGGUACUUGCGACUCCGUUGAGUGUCUUCAUCAUCAUCCUUUUUGGCUUCGUCGCGUACAAGAUCACAUGCCAGCAAAGCAGGAAGGCCAAAGUAGGUGCUGGCACUACCCGAUCGAGAGGGUUUAUAAAACUCCAGAUGGAUGACAUCCCGAUGUCGAUCAGCGCACCAGACGACAGAGUAGCGUAA
Peronospora matthiolae is the source of this 2166-nucleotide messenger RNA. The record is from the annotation of a GenBank genome assembly. Lineage: Eukaryota; Oomycota; Peronosporomycetes; Peronosporales; Peronosporaceae.